CGAGUGGUGCUGAUGCUGUGACAAUGGGAGUCAUCCAGAUAAGCAUCAUCUGGACCGAGUGUGCUUAAAACACAGCGGCAACACACGCGCUUCACUCACUGUAACAGGGACGGGAAAGCAGCUGGGUGAGAAACACGAGGAGGAAGCUCCAGCUGCUGCUCCGAGACGUCUAGUGAUGGGAGCAUUCAGCCGCCAGAAGUUUUUCCAGGAGCUUGCUCAUGGCUGCCUGCUGCCUACAGCUCAGCAGGGCCUGGAGCAAGUAUGGCAGCUGCUGGUUAUCUGCCUGCUGUGUCGGCUUCUCUGGAUGUUGGGCCUCCCUUCCUUUGUGAAACACCUGAGCACAGUGGCGGGAGGUUUCUACACUCUCUACCUGUUCUUCGAGCUUCACAUGAUAUGGGUGGUCCUCCUCAGCCUUCUCUGCUACCUCUUCCUCUUCCUGUGCCGCCACUCCACCAUCCGAGGCACCUUCCUCUCCAUCACGGUGCUCAUCUACCUGCUGCUGGGGGAGCUGCACAUGAUGGACACCACCAACUGGCACAAGAUGAGAGGUUCACAGAUGGUGGUUGCCAUGAAAGCCAUCUCUCUGGCCUUCGAUCUGGACAGAGGUGUCGUGACCAGUGUACCCUCACCCAUUGAGUUCAUGGGCUAUAUUUACUUUGUGGGCACAGUCAUCUUUGGUCCUUGGAUCAGCUUCAACAGCUACAAAGACGCUUUAGAGGGACGUAAGCUGAGCUUUUCGUGGCUUUUAAAAGUGUCUGUUAGCUGGGUGAAGAGCCAGGUCUGCCUUGUUAUUUCCAACUGUGUGGCUCCCUACCUCUUCCCUUACUUCAUACCUGUCUAUGGAGACAAGCUACUACGAGGCAAAAAGAGGAGGAAGAUCAGAGGUACAACGGCAAAGUGGCUGCUGGCGUACGAGAACACGAUGUCUUUUCACUUCAGCAAUUAUUUUGUCGGUUAUUUGAGCGAGACUACGACUACUCUGGCUGGAGCAGGCUUCACCGAGGAGAAGGAAAACCUCAAAUGGGACAUGACUGUAUCCAAGCCACUGAAUAUAGAGUUUCCCCGGUCGAUGGUGGAGGUGGUAACAUCAUGGAAUCUGCCCAUGUCUCGCUUCCUGCACACCUAUGUUUUUAAGAGUGCUCUCAAAUUUGGGACGUUCUCCGCCAUCAUGGUGACGUAUACAGCAAGUGCCCUGCUGCAUGGUUUGAGCUUUCAUCUGGGUGCAGUACUCAUAUCUCUCGGGUUCAUCACGUACAUUGAGCACGUGUUGCGGAAGAGGCUUGCAGACAUUUUUAAUGCCUGUAUACUGUCAAGGAAAUGUCAGCCAAACUGCACUCACCGGAACAAAAAGGAGCUAUGGGUGUAUGUGAUUAACAUAGCAUUCAGUGCACUGGCAAUACUCCACCUGACGUACCUGGGCUCUGUGUUCAACUCCAGUGUGGACUACAUGGAGGAGGAUGAGGACGAUAUAACCCAUCAUACCAUUCAGAAGUGGUCAGAGCUGAGCUGGACAAGCCACUGGGUCACAUUUGGAUGCUGGAUAUUGUACCGCCUCAUUCUCUAAUAACAGGAGAAGCAGAGAAAGUGAAGCAAUAAUGAGAGAUGUAAGGCUGGUUCUCCACUUCUGCACUGUGACUUUAUUCCGCAUCAGACCGAAGAGAACCGAAUCAACCUGUAUACAACAAUAAACCAACGCGCAGUGUUCAGGUUGCGCCGCAUGUUGGCUGGGUAAUCUAUUAGUCUAACCUGCUGGGGACGUAGUUUUGAUAUCCAUGAAAUGAUAGCCCGCUCCCUCACCCCUCCCUUCUCUCCGUAUCUCAUCCUUUUUAUCUGAGCUGCAGUUGUCAAGCCCUCAUGUUGUGACAGCAGUUACCGAUGUCUCACUGUGAGUCGCAAUCAAUACCUAUCAGCAUGGUGGAGAUCGGCUGCUCCUUUCUGUGGACACAUGAUAGAGCCCAUUAUCUAGGUUUCAGCGUCGACUGUGGCAGAUGUCCUCCAGAUGUGGUUUCCCCCCUCACCUCAAGUGUUUUACAAUAAUAGUUUUUAGGUUUGAAGGAUGAGGCUGGUGAUAUUCUAUGUGCUAUAUUCCUAUUUUCAACAAACAAAUCCCUUGAAAAGACAAACAGUACCUUAGUGUACGGAGGCCCACAGGGGACUUUAUUAAAGUGAUAAUGUAAACUUGAAAAUGAAAAUGUAAUUCCCAAAUAGCAAUUAAAUUUUCCGCAUAUGUAAAUGAAAUACAAUAAUCUAAUUUGCAUUUUCACAUAUUCAUAUAGGCAUUUUACGAGCCCAGGCUAUUAUUUGAUAAGAUCACUGAACUCAACAGGCCUAUAUUUGGGACAGGCCUUACACAAAACUGUUGCUCAGCAAGUAUGGGAAAUAGAGUCAAAUUGUUUAUUUGAACCAGUAUGAAUAUUGUAUAAAAAUCAGUCUUUGAAUAAGAUAUGAAUUGUGUUACGUUGUGACACUUGUUUCAUGACACUCGAGGAUUACGGCAUCUGGCACACUGACACAACAUCACUUUAUCCUGUUAAAACAAUACUCACAACUCGGAUUCAUUUUUAUGAAAAACACUUCUGAUUCUUUUGAACUAACGACCCUUGCAGACUAAAGGAAUAUAAGUAACUUGACAGGUAAUCAAGGAAUAGACACAUAUUCUGACUUUGUGGCAGCUUCAGAGUAAAGGCGUCACCACUUGUUCCUUCGUCAUGCUGGCAGUUUUGAAUGAAUUACAGUCUUCUCUGGUGCUCAUGGUUUCAGUAAAAUGAAAUGAACUGAGCUAAGGAUGUGUGGCAUCUCCAAUAUUGACAAACGUUUAAACAUUUAUUCUUGUAUGUGUGAUAUAAACAGCUAACUAAUGUUAGCCUAAGUGGUCCGAUUGUGUAAUCCGGGUUUUAUACAUCCAAAGAAUUUCUAUAAAAAUGAACUUCUUGGCGACCAGACCAGGCUUCUAAUUGAGACAGGCAUUUAUUUGUCAAAAUGUGUAGCAACACAAGGCUAGUAAAAGAGACUGGGCAUUAAAUUGGGACUAGGCUUUUAAUUGAGGUAUUAUUGUAGAAAUUAAACAACUGAAUGACUGAAUUUUUCAAAGUUGUAUUCUGCUGUGCAGUGGACAAAAUUCAAAUGUUAUUUAAUUAAAAUCCAGUCUAAACAAUCUAAUCUGAUUUUCCAUUCAUGCUUACAAUAUUUAAGUCAAAAUGGAAACGAAAAUGAAAAUGACAUCCAACAUUUUAUUUUCAAAGGCUUAACCUGCUGAACAGUGGACAAUAUUUUGAAUGUUAUAUCAAAUUAAAAAAAUUUAAAUGCAACAUGAAGAAGGGGUGGGCGAACCCCUAACCACACAGAGUCGGUAAUAAUUUCGCUUUCAGCCAUGCUUUUUGUUGCCAUGGGUAACAGUAUGAUGUCAGUAUGUCAAGUUGAAAUAUCAAGAGUAUCACGAUAUUAGUUCUUCAUAUGAUAUUAAAAAAAAUACCGAUAUUAUGAGAUGAUAUGGCACACCCCUAAUAUGAACAAUGUAGUCCAGUUGUCCAUUUAUGCAAGCAUUAUUUAGGGCACAAUUUAAAACGCAGUUUUUUUGGCUUUUAAAAAUAGAAAUGAAAACGGAAUCUGAAAUUUCAUUUUAAAGACUAAUGUGAAAAUGAAAAUUGGAUUAUUGCAUUUGGAUCUUUUCUCAGAUAACAUACAUAUAUGGAAAAUUAAAAUGCUAUUGUGGAAUUACAUUUUCAUUUUGAAGUUUACAUUAUUAUUUUAAUUAAGUCCCCAAUGGGCUCCCAUAUUAGCUCAUCUCAAAACGUUCUGACUUCCCGCAGCCUGUCUGUGACUCUCAGACAAUCCACUCUAUAUGCUCACAUUUUAAAAAAAGGCUGAUUUUCUAAAACAUGAGAGCACUGUAGGUUUUAGCAGAUUUAUUGGGAACUAUUUUCAGCAGCGUAUUAAUACACGUCGUGCUCCAGUGAGUAUAUACGGCGCCAGGACGGCGUACGUGGGAUUGACUCAAAAUAAACUACAGUGCCCACGUUCAUUGCAAUGAAGGAAGAUGUCACCCAGUGAAACAGUGGCUUACUGAUGCAUUUUGGACAGCAGGGGAGGUUUAUGACACAGAUAGAUAUCAGGCUGCAGCUACAGAGGCAACACUUGUUAGAAGAGUCAGUUACUUGAUGGUUUUGGUCUUUUCAUGGGAUUUGUUGGCAAAGAAGAUAACCAGACGUAUCCUUUAUAACAGAGCGUGUCUCUUGAGCAUGUGUAAGACAACAAAGAGUUUACUUCUGAAUGAAAAGAGCACAGGCUAUGGUUAUGACAAGGCAGCAAUUAUAAUGUAAAAUUUCCCCCUUUUGUGAAUUUUAGAUAAAGAAAAUGAAUCUAUGAACUGAUUUUUGUGGUGAAAUUUCCUAAUGGUGUUUGUAUUUUGUUUUGUGUUAUUUUGAUAAUUUUCUUUAAAUUGAAUUAUUUGAUUUGCUUAGAGAAGGUCUUAUUAGUAUUUGUGAACAUUUGAAAAACUCUUUCACUCUUCAGUAUUAAAAAUAAAAGUUUAGAAUCAGGGUAUUUCACGUGUUACUGUAAAGGAAAACACUUCUCUAUAAAUUUCAUAUUAGAUUAAAUGAUAAAGUAUAUUAAAUAUGUAUCCUUAAGUAAAGUUUUUAUCACACUGCUGCUUUAAAUGAUGCAUUUACAUGUAUGUGACUGACUCUGAUGGAAGAAUCAAACGAGAGUCUAUCAGAUUGUCUUCACGUUCUGUCUUUAUCUUUCUUAAAUCUAGAACGUCAAAGGAUUUGCUUCUUGACUAAGACUUAGUGUUUUAGAUUAGAGUCUGAAUGUUUGUUCAUGCCUGAGAACAAGUGCUCAGUCUCUUCAGACGUACUCAAUCCACUCAAUCCGACAAGUACGGUAUUUUAAAUAUUACUCUGAUAUUUGCUUUAAGCCGACUUUUCUCCCUGUAAAUGUGAAGGCACUGACACACCUGUGAUAUUUUUAUAAAAA
Molecule: messenger RNA, 4977 nt
Organism: Epinephelus moara (kelp grouper)
Lineage: Eukaryota; Metazoa; Chordata; Actinopteri; Perciformes; Serranidae
Product: protein-serine O-palmitoleoyltransferase porcupine-like
Exons: 15
Coding region: 176-1564 (462 amino acids)
Biological process (GO): lipid modification; Wnt protein secretion; protein palmitoylation
Cellular component (GO): endoplasmic reticulum; membrane
Molecular function (GO): Wnt-protein binding; palmitoleoyltransferase activity
Source: RefSeq, a predicted model, not a curated record